Molecule: messenger RNA, 705 nt
Organism: Diaporthe amygdali
Lineage: Eukaryota; Fungi; Ascomycota; Sordariomycetes; Diaporthales; Diaporthaceae
Exons: 3
Coding region: 1-705 (234 amino acids)
Source: RefSeq, a predicted model, not a curated record
AUGUACCAUGUCAGGGACUACUAUCCUCCGCCACCGCAAAAACCGGUGAAGAUGGAUCCGGAUUGCGCAAUAUGUCAUGCUCCAGCAACAGCUGCGUGUGACUGCGAGGCAAAAGGCCUCGAGACAGCCAUUCGGCAGGCCGAGGCCCGCAUGAUGCAAUCUAUUUACAAUGACAUACGUUCAUGGGUCAGAGCACACGCACAAGACUACAUCCUCGAAUAUUUUCGUUUGCUCACCGAUCGGCGGAAACAAGCUCACACUGCUCACCUGGACCGGAUUACCAGCCACGCAUAUCACUGGUACCAUGCACCACCACAUCCCAACGAAAUCGCUGCGGCACAGGCGGCUCUGAAGCGUGGCAUUGAUGAGGACUGGCAAGCUUCAGUGCAGAGAUACCCGGAGGUUCUAGAAUACUUCUACAGUUUGGUCGAACUCACUCUACCCGCCGAUGAUGAGCAAGCUGUCCGGGACCCGCCCCUCUCAGCCCUUAGUGGGAGCCGAAAGGCCAGCCGAAGGACAGGAGGGAUUGCACCGACCAUCGCCUCCGGGGAGCUUCUUGGGAGAAGGACACCUCCGCCCCUGGCACCUCCAACACGAAGCGACCGGCGAACGCCGGGCCCCCCCGCAAGAGAGCAGCGUCACUCGGCGUCGUUCGGGCGCCCUCCGCCACCGCAAAAUUACUACGCGGGUCCAACUUAUUACUGA